Molecule: messenger RNA, 935 nt
Organism: Glycine soja
Lineage: Eukaryota; Viridiplantae; Streptophyta; Magnoliopsida; Fabales; Fabaceae
Exons: 4
Coding region: 142-558 (138 amino acids)
Source: RefSeq, a predicted model, not a curated record
GUUUGCUCUCUCUCUCUCUCUCUCUCUCAUGCCCUUGUCAGGGUGAGGUUUCCUUCUUGGUUUUGUAUAUAAGCUUAACCUACCUACAGCUGAAGAAAGUAUCUUCUUGUGCAAUACCCUCUGAAGAAAUUAAAGAACUUGAUGGAGCUGAUAAUCAUCAUCACUCUUCUUAGCUUUUCUUUCUCUUAUCUAAUACCAACUUCUUCUUCCCAAAUUCAAUUGGAACCUUCACUCCAACUUGAAGAUGGUAAUACAGGAGCAGUAGUCAAUACAAACCUGCAGCUUUCUGAUCUUCCAACAAUUCCUAGAAAGCUAAGAUUCACUGAGAAGGUUAAAGAAGUUGAUGAAGCUAGAGAUCUUGCAUCAAACAAGCAGCAGGAGGGUUCCUUUGCUUCAGGGAAGCAAUACCAUAGAAAGCAAAACAUGGUGCUUGGGAAAAAGGGGACAAGACAAGAAUGGAUGGAGGUGGAUGACCCUUCACAAUACUUUACUGUGGAUUAUACCCGAGUGAGAAGACGACGUCCCAUACACAACAAGCAAUUGCCGGUUGGUCCAUAAGCACGAUGAAGAGAAGAUAACCUGUUUUCACUCUGAUUGGUCUUGAUGAAGCUAGUAGUUACAUACAACUUAGGAGGCCUUUUAGGUUACAAUUUUGCCAAAUGUGUGUAAUUAGCUAGGAAUGUCUGGAGUGUGUCUUAUGACCUCACUUUUGCCUAUAGUGGCCAGCAUUAGGGAGCAAAACCCAAAACUUGUAAGAAAACUAGGACUUCACCUAACUAACAAGUACUGUUAGGUAAUUAUUCUCAAUGAAUUAUUUGUUUUUCUUUUCCUUGGUGUUAGUAGUCAAAUGGGUUUCCUAUGGCCAACAUUUCGUAAAACAUGGUCUCGGAAAGUCAAUUUUGGAUUUGUAUAUUAGGUGGAACCCAACAUAACGU